GCAUCUUCAUCAUGUCCUCUUCCAUCAAAACAGUCGGAGUAAUCGGUGCCGGCGUCAUCGGCGCCAGCUGGACGGCCCUCUUCCUCGCCAAAGGCCUCAGUGUCAUCGUGACCGAUCCAGCCCCAGGAGCUGAAGCCAAGCUGCGUGGUUAUCUGGAGGAGUAUUGCGCAGCUGUACCGAACGCUAUUUGCCCACCAGACGAAUGUCUAAAGAACUAUACAUUCAUGUCAGACAUUGAUCCCUACCUAGCGACCAUCGACCUGAUCCAAGAAAACGGCCCCGAACGACUCCCCAUCAAACGCCAACUUAUCGCCCACCUCGACGCCAAAACUCCCAAUCACACCCUUAUCGCAUCAUCAUCUUCCGGUCUCCCCUCAUCAGAGUUCAUCACCGAAUGCAAAAAUAACCCCUCUCGGAUUCUCAUCGCCCAUCCAUUUAAUCCACCGCAUUUGGUUCCCCUCGUGGAGAUCGUUCCUCACCCUCGAACUAGUGAUGAAGUUAUUGCCACAGCUAGAACCUUCUAUGCUAGUUUAGAUAAAGACCCUGUUGUUGUGAAGCAGGAAACACCAGGGUUUAUUGCUAAUCGUCUUCAAGCGGCGGUUUGUGCGGAGGCGUAUAGUCUUGUUUCGAGGGGGGUGGUGUCGCCGGAGGAUUUAGAUAAAACUAUUACUUCAGGGCUUGGUCUGCGAUGGGCGCUCACAGGCCCGAUUAUGACGAAUACGUUGGGUGGGGGAGGGGAUUUUGGGCAUUUUAUGGAUCAUUUGGGACCGGCGUUAAGGAGUUGGUUGGAUGAUAUGCAGGAGAAGAGGUUUGAUUUGGGGGAUGGGGAGAGGGUGCAUGCGUUGAAGGAGACGGUGAAUGGGUGGGUGGAGGGGGUGGAUUUGAAGAGGGUGGAAAGGGAGAGGGAUGGGUUGUUGGCGGAGUUGGUUAGGGGGAAGGUGGAUGCGACGCGGGCUGAUUAA
This is a messenger RNA of Aspergillus sclerotioniger CBS 115572, 962 nucleotides long. RefSeq lists its product as uncharacterized. Gene Ontology annotation, molecular function: NAD+ binding; oxidoreductase activity, acting on the CH-OH group of donors, NAD or NADP as acceptor. The transcript is spliced from 3 exons. The record is from RefSeq and is a predicted model, not a curated record. Gene Ontology annotation, biological process: fatty acid metabolic process. NCBI's taxonomy places the organism in Eukaryota, Fungi, Ascomycota, Eurotiomycetes, Eurotiales, Aspergillaceae. The coding region runs from base 12 to 962 and encodes 316 amino acids.